AUGUGGGUGCUUCUCAAAGCGCUCUUCCUGAUCUCGGUCCCAUAUUCUCGGUCACAGGUCAUCCAUGACGGUGGUACCUGUGGACAGAAAGCUAUUCCAUAUCGUAUUUCUAUCGAUAGCAAGGGAAGUCCCAAGCUUUACUGCCUGACCCCUGCAUGCCUCAACGACGAACUCAGUUCACAUGGCGAUUCGCGUUAUCGAGGGGAUGGAGAGCGGCGUUCGUUGGUGAAGUGCAAACCUUUCAAAGAUGUGGUGUGCACUGGAGAAUUGCAGUGGACCGGUGGUCUCCUUGAAGUGAACAACGGCACUCAUAAUGUACUGAGUACCGCUUGUUGCGCCUAUGUUGGAAUGGCUCGAUCACAUUUAGUCAGAACGAUAUUUCUUGGUUCGGACGACAGCUAUGAGGGAGGUUUCCACGAAGGUGCUGGUCGCAAUGGAGGGUUUGAUCUCAUCAAAGAAGUACGAAAAUCUGUCAAUGGAGAUAACAGGAUACAGUACAUCGUUACUGUUCAUCGACUACCAUGUGUUCCAGAUCGAUUAAGAUCUAAAGGAUAUAGUGGUGAAAGCAUCACCAGAAAUAAACGUAGACAGGAUGUUCCCAGGAAAGAGAACGAAUAUGAUUACGAAUUGGAAGAAAACGACAGGCCACGUCGUUCCUACCGUGAUCUAGUUGAGAGGCCGUACCGGCGAAAUCGACGUCAAGGAUUCAGAAGGCGUGCUAUGAUGCGCGAUUAUGACGACUACUAUGAUUACGACUAUGCUGUUAUCGUACCACGUCAAAUGAUGACUCGGAGGCGACAAGCAGCAAAUCGUCUGUGGCCAAUUGCACGUGCACGUGCUGACGGUGGAGUUUUCCAGCCGAACGAUCUUAUUCCAAUCAAGCCCGAGCAGGAUGUGAUUGUGAGCAGUGGUUCUCUGGAUGACUUCACACAGAUUGCUCCACCGCAACAAGUUCAGGCAGCAAGGGUUACUAAUUCGAUAAUUGAUGGACCUCUUCCACCACCAUCCGUAUCCUAUCAACCGGAUCAGCAAUCACUACCUCAGUAUGUUCCUGCCUACAGAGAGGAAACCGCUUAUAAUCCAACUAUUUAUGCUCAGCCGCCGUCUAAACCAACAGUGCAGUUCCGCCAACCCGUGCCACCGGAAUAUCCUAAAGCCUUGCAGGCACCUAUACAACAUGCUCAACCAGCACCACAAUAUUAUUAUACGUAUCCAUCAUAUCCGGCAUAUUAUACACCUCCUGGUUUAAACACCAUUUUCGAGCAACUACAGUGUUUCAGCGGCGAUAUGGAGGUUGAAACUCCUUCUGGAUCCAAAGCUAUCAAGGAUGUUGAAGUUGGUGAUAUGGUGUUGAGCAUCGAUGAAUCCAUGGUGACAUUCUCACCGGUGAUAAUGUUUCUGCACAAGCUCGAGAGCGAGACAGCGCAGUUUUUGCAGUUAAAGUUGGAAUCAGGAGACUCCCUCAAAAUCACCGACAAUCAUUUAAUGUACGUUGCAAACUGCAAUGGAAACGAAACAGAAACUCUUCGAUUAGUGCCUGCCAGAGAGGCUCGAAUUGGGCAAUGUGUACAAAUUAUGGGAUCGGCCGCUUCUCUUGCUGGAAGAAAAAUCACAUCUAUUGGAAAGGUAACUGGCGUCGGGAUUUACGCUCCACUGACAACUACUGGUGAUAUAAUGAUGCGAAAUUUUCGUCUUCUCUGGUUGGUGUCACUUAUCAUAGAAGCAACAUAUGGUCUCAACACAGUCAGUGAUCUCAUCAUUCUCCACAGGUUAAAAAAAAUGUACUGGUUCCCAAUACGAACGAAAAAAGAGGAACAAGUGGAGAAAAUCGCGAAUCGACACAUGCUCAAACAACCGUUAAUGAAGUUUGACUUGCUGUGGAAAAAAUUUCACGGCCGUAAACGAUCGCCACCUCAAGUACUGUAA
Molecule: messenger RNA, 1926 nt
Organism: Necator americanus (New World hookworm)
Lineage: Eukaryota; Metazoa; Nematoda; Chromadorea; Rhabditida; Ancylostomatidae
Exons: 19
Coding region: 1-1926 (641 amino acids)
Biological process (GO): protein autoprocessing; cell-cell signaling; multicellular organism development
Source: RefSeq, a predicted model, not a curated record